AUGACCUUCGCGCCAGAGGUCAAGGCCACCGGGGCCGCACCAGCCCCUGUCAACCAAAAGAAACAACCUCACAAGCAUCGGCACCCGUCCUCCUCGCCCUUUGACCCGGAGGAGUUGUCGAGGAAGUUGACAAUCAUCCAGGCAGAACAGAGAGUAAUGUCCGAGCAAGCGAAAAUCGCAAGAAUAGAAACGGAACAUAAGGCUACAACCCAAAGAUCGAAGGAACGAAGGGCAGAGAAGAAACAUUACGACCUCGCACAUGAGUUUCCGCAGUCCGACAAGAGAAGAUCCCUAUUCGCCCACGUUGGGGUGAAAUCUGUUCCAGACCAGUGCCAAGACGAAUCAACACUCGAUAACACGGGGGCAGGGUUCAACGCAAGUUGCAUGAACCAUGCAUCCGGCGUACGAAAUGGAGAUGAUGGAUGCCCGUCAACGUAUAGGCACAUUCCACAAGUAGCGGCGCUACAGUUUGCAAGAACGACCACCAUCGAUCCCCCUAGCGAAAAGGGUCUGGUUCACAGGCUCUCCAAGAUGGCCUUGAAGUAUCAUAUGGGUGGUGUUAAUGCAGAUACGGGAUUUCAGGACGAGUCGCACACCAUAGCCCCUUACGAGGCAGCAAAAACAUUGAAAAAAGCACAGCGAAAAAGGGAAAAGCAAUAUCAACGCAAUCAAUUUCAGCAUCCCUCAACCCUGCUACCAACUGUGGGAAUUAAUGAAAAUGCAAUCCAUCCGGUUCAACAAACUCUUUUUGAAACGGAUUCUUCGCCGAAGAGCCUGGAAAGCGACGAGGAGGGUGCUGCAGGGAUGACCAUGGAGAGGGUGGCUUCAGCGCCACAUGCAGAAAAGCAUGAGAAUCCCCAUCAUGAGGGACUGACCGAAGCAGAGAUCGCGGAGCAUAGGGUUGACUGGACCCAAAGCGAUGAGGUCAAACUCCGAAAAUCAGAAUCCAGAUGGAGACUGAAACGUCAUUUGGGGGCGCACAAAUACAGAGACGAUCCAGGGGUUCUUCUAGAAGAAGAAGAGCCGAUAAUGGAAGACGUGACAAAGUCACGAAUCACCGCUUUGUUCCCUCGUCUUAGACGUCAUAGCGCCGGUGACCUGCUUUAA
This is a messenger RNA of Clonostachys solani, 1107 nucleotides long. The record is from the annotation of a GenBank genome assembly. Lineage: Eukaryota; Fungi; Ascomycota; Sordariomycetes; Hypocreales; Bionectriaceae.